Messenger RNA from Sphaeramia orbicularis (orbiculate cardinalfish), 3699 nucleotides. It is a transcript of the gene kank3, whose product is annotated as KN motif and ankyrin repeat domains 3. The record is from RefSeq and is a predicted model, not a curated record. NCBI's taxonomy places the organism in Eukaryota, Metazoa, Chordata, Actinopteri, Kurtiformes, Apogonidae. The coding region runs from base 194 to 3172 and encodes 992 amino acids. Gene Ontology annotation, molecular function: protein binding. Gene Ontology annotation, cellular component: cytoskeleton; cytoplasm. The transcript has 12 exons. Gene Ontology annotation, biological process: negative regulation of actin filament polymerization.
CCCAAACUUUUCUUACCUUCUGUGAAAGUCAUGAGCAGUCCCAGUGUGACUGGACGGAGACGGGCCACAAGGGCGGUGAGGAGCAGGGAGGAGGGAACCAGCCUGAUCUCCACCUGCUUGAAUCGUUCACUGAGCGGCUGAGAGGUUUUCAUCUGAAGCUGUGUGUGAAUAAUAAAGACUCCAGUCCUGAAACAUGACUCAGUCGGUGCAGGUUAACCCGAAGCUGCCGGACCUGGGCUCUCCGUUCCUCUACCCCAGUCAGGAGGAGGCUGAUCAGCCCGCUUCUUACUCCGUCCAGACUCCGUACGGUUUUCAACUCGACUUGGACUUUCUCAAAUAUGUGGAAGAGAUAGAAAGUGGGCACAACGUCCGCCGGGCAGCUGUCGGCCCCCGACGUUCCGGACGGGGAACCAAACUCUCCCAGAGGAGUCCUGGUGUGGGGGGGCGCACCAGCGGCUGGACGUCCACCGAGUCUCUUGCAUCUCCGGGGAGCGAGGAUGGCAGAGUUCCGCCUCCGCCUCCACCACGCAACCGACUCGGCUCGGCGCCCUGUGAGGGACUGUCUCUGUCUCCUGUGACCCUCAUCACUGUCCCUCCACUGUCUGCGGGGACUAAAGUGCCCCCCCCUCCACCUCAACGCAACCCCCGCGUGGAGCGAACCCUCCUGGAGACCAGUCGGCGGCUGCAGCAGGAGCAGAGCCAUCAGCAGCAGAACGGAGGGCGCUUCCAGCUGGGAGACCCUCCCAAACACAUCCUACCAUCUCCGUCCACUCAGCCGGUGCCCAGCAGUUGGAUUAAACCCAGUCCUCAGACCUCUGGGCGCAGUACGCCCGCCACCACCGUGACUCCAGUCCCACCCAGUCAGCUACAGACGGUUAGGGAGCAGAUGGCCACGGCUUUGAAACAGCUGAAGGAGAUGGAAGAACGGGUAAAGGGCGUUCCUGCACUCGAGAAAGAGGUGGCCAAGCUCCGUGCAGAGAAAGACAUGCUCCUGUUGGAACUGCAGGAGAAGAAAGUGGUGAUGGAGGCAACAAAGCAGCAGCAGCAGCCGCCGAAGUCUGCAGAGUCAUCCACCCAAACUACAGAGAUCACUGUAAACAACGGUGAAGAAAGCAACCAGAGUCGAGUAACUUCCCCAACCUCACCUGGUCCGAAAAUUGGAAAAUCUGCAGAGCUGAAAAGGCUGACUGAGAAGUUUGAGAGUAAGGAUGUGAAAGCAACAGAACCGUCCGCUAAAGUUCUCGUCAAAGCUGCAGAGAAAGUUCCACCUGUUGAAAAGAAGUCGGUGGGCGUUGGCGACGACAAACCAAUGGACUCAGUUGUUUUCUACCACAGUCAGGGGGUGAAAGAUGCCUCGGUUUGCACCCAGGUGAACGUUUGUGAGAGGGGCACUGGAACAGAAGCCCGUCCCAUAUGUGAGGAGGGGGUCCAGGCUGGAGUGGAGACCAGCGAGGUUGGGAUUUGGGUGAUGGAGUCGCUGCUCGGGCUGACCAGCGAGGCACAGCGGGAAAUAGACACCUUACAAGACACCGUUAAAUUCCAGCAGGAGUCCAUCGUGGCCCUGGAGGACCGGCUGAACGUGGCCAACAGUGACCUGGGGAGCCUCCGAGCCCAGAUGGAGGAGAAAACAACCAAAGUCACGUUUGACAAAGAGGUCCUCGCAAAACCAGAAACCGUGAAUGUCCAGAUUGAGACGUGGAGUCCCGUGUUAAAGGAUGCUGGCGUUUUGUGCUGUCCAGAGGUGAACGAUGCAUGUGUAGGUGAGGGUUUGAUCCAGACUGAACAGGGAACCCAGACCGAUGCUGUAGAGGAGCCGGAAAAACCAGCUCCUGUAGCUGUGGUCAGCACUGGGUGUCAAUGGGAGAAUGUGUGUGAGGAAAAGACUGAGGAGCAGAAGGUUACAGCGCCCAAAAAAAGACAGCUGACCAUCGCUGAAUACAAGGUUUCACCAGAAGAAGAGGUGGUCGGUGCAGCUGAGAAGAAAGAUGAAGAACAGGAAGAGACGAGUGCUCCAAGUAAGACCGGUAUGCUGAAAUCAAUUAUGAAGAGGAAGGAUGGGAGUAACUCAGAGAAUCGCUCUGCUGGCAAGAAAAGUCUGCAGUUUGUUGGGAUUCUGAACGGAGGAUACGAAUCAACAUCCAGUGAAGAAGAAGAAGAGGAGGAGGAGGAGGAAGAUGGGAGUUCUUCUGAGGAGAGUGGAGAAGGAGAAUGUUUGGACAGCACUGAGGAGGAUGAAGCAGCUCUGGAAGAAGAAACAUCUGAUGAGGAGAGAAACAUCAACCUGGAUGAGAGCGACACUGACGAGGAGGCGCUGAGAACCACAAGUUAUUCAUCUGAUGACGUCAAAGAGAAAUUUGAGUUGAGCUCAAAAAUGCGUGAAGCCUGCCUCAUUCUGAAGAACCACCUGAACGAUGACGUCAAAACACUGAAGAGUAAGGAAGUGCUGUCCAGCACUCACACUGUGCAGCUGGAGUGGUUCCGCAUCUCCAGUGCCAAGAUGGCUCAGCCGUCCCGAGUGUCCGACUACCUGAUGGCGUUCUCUGAAGUGUCCGCGAUGCUUCUCCAACACGUAGUCAACAUGACCGAUGGAAAUGGAAACACAGCCCUCCACUACAGCGUCUCACACUCCAACUUCGGCGUAGUGGGGCUGCUGCUGGACACAGGUGUGUGCUGUGUGGAUAAACAGAACAAGGCGGGCUACACGGCCAUCAUGUUGGCCGCCCUCUCCACUGUGAAGGAAGAGGACGACAUGGCUGUGGUGAAGAAACUCUUCAGUCACGGGAACGUCAACGCCAAGGCCAGCCAGGCGGGCCAGACGGCAUUGAUGCUCGCUGUCAGUCACGGUCGGCAGGAGAUGGUGCGGGCGCUGCUUGAGUGCGGCGCCGACGUCAAUGUGCAGGAUGACGAGGGAUCCACGGCUCUGAUGUGCGCCAGCGAACACGGACGAGCUGAGAUCGUCAAGCUGCUCCUGGAACAGCCUGGCUGCGACAUAUCCAUCAUGGAUAAUGACGGCAGCAACGCUCUGUCCAUCGCACUGGAAGCCUCUCACAACGACACAGCUGUGCUCCUUUAUGCCCACAUGAACUACGCCAAGACGCAGCCCACUGUGGGGAGUCCGAAGGCUCAGCCACGGAGUCCUCCUACUACCCAAAAGCCCUGGCCUUCAGACUGACCGGAUCAGAACCGCCGGGAGGAGGAGCAAACAUAACUGAACAACUGGAUCUGAGCUGGGAAAAGCUCCACUGGAAUCAAUUUAAAUAUAUGUAUUUAUAUAUUGCUAUAUGGUGUGUCUUGCAUUUAUAUGUCUUGUUGAUAUGAGAAUAUUAUUUUUCCAUAAAAGUCAUGAAUAAUUAUCAUAUACUUGACUAAUAUGAGUUCUAAGCAUUUCUCUUUAAGGUCUCCAGUUUUUCCUCUGUGACAGAAGAUGAGGCCGUACUUUUAUUAUUAUUUGCACUCCACUAAUAUAUUUAAGGGCAGUGGUGUAUGAUACAGAUACAAACCGGCACCCCGGGGUUGGCCGGUGGUCCAGACAAGCAGCAGUAUUAUUAGCUGCCCUCCACUCUUUCCUUUGUGUCCUGCCCUGGUUAACCUCUGUGAAUCUCUGUGCCUUGAUAGGCUGCACUAACAGUCUGUGCCUUGUAUGUUCCUAUAAAUAUAUAUAAUAUGUAUAUAUAUUAUAAUAAACAUAUUUACAUAAAA